Pseudogymnoascus verrucosus is the source of this 1385-nucleotide messenger RNA. RefSeq lists its product as uncharacterized. The transcript has 2 exons. Gene Ontology annotation, molecular function: protein-L-histidine N-tele-methyltransferase activity. The record is from RefSeq and is a predicted model, not a curated record. Bases 41 to 1099 code for a protein of 352 amino acids. NCBI's taxonomy places the organism in Eukaryota, Fungi, Ascomycota, Leotiomycetes, Thelebolales, Thelebolaceae. Gene Ontology annotation, biological process: peptidyl-histidine methylation, to form tele-methylhistidine.
CACAUCAAACAGUCCCUCCACAACCCACAUAACCAGCACAAUGUCCUCCUUCGCCUUCUCUUUUGGCGGCGACGACAUAGAAGAAACAGCCGACGACCUCUCCAACCUCUCCCUCUCCUCCCCACCACCCGCAGAAACCGGCACCCUCACCCCCCGCCGCGCUUCCUCCGCCUUCCCCGUCGCCAACCAACCCCUCCUCCCUGCCACCACCCACUCUCUGUCUUCGCUUCUCACCGGGCUGCCUAGUAAAAUUGCAUACAGUACCCUUCCCAUCACCGUCGAUGGCGCACCUACUAUCGCCCUCCCGCGGCGCGAGCUAUGGGAUGUGCGGGUCCAGCUGAUGGCUGAGGAUGAGGAGGUCGGGCUUGGGAGUGCGGAUGUGAAGACAGGUAUUUAUGAGGGGGGGUUUAAGAGUUGGGAGAGUAGUGUGGAUUUGGUGCGCGAGUUGGCUGGGGAGGGGUUGAACGACCGGAGGAGGUUUUUAGAGCUUGGGUGCGGUACGGCAUUACCUAGUCUGGCGAUCUUGCAACGACACCUUGAGAAAGAUGGAGAGAAGGGGAAACUGGAACUCGGCUUCGCGGACUACAACCCCAGCGUCCUGCGACUGGUGACUGUCCCGAAUAUCCUCCUCACAUGGGCGGCAUUACGCCCCACCCCCGACGACGCCGAGCCCUUCGAAGAAGAAGGCGAGCUCGACAUCGACGAAGACCUCAUCAGCGAAUUCACAUCCGACCUCACCGCGCAAGGUGUGACGUUCUCCUUCUUCUCCGGCGCAUGGGGCACGGAAUUCGCAACUCUCGUCGAAGCUGCGCCCCGCGACACCAGCGCGGAGCUGUUAGUCCUUGCUGCAGAGACGAUAUACUCGCCUGCUGCGCUAGAGAGUUUUGCGGAGGUGCUGAUGAGGAUUUUAGGGACGGAGAAGGGGGGUGGAGCGAUGGUGGGCGCGAAGAAGGUGUAUUUUGGGGUUGGGGGGUCGAUGGAGGAUUUCGUUGUUAGGGUGGAGGGGUUGGGGGGCUUGGUGGAGAGGAUUAGGGAGGAGGAGGAAGGGGUGAGGAGGGAGGUUGUUAUGGUGAGAACGAAGGAAGAGACCAAGGCUUGAGAUUCGUGAGUGAAGAAGCAUUGUCUGGAGUCAGAGUAGAUCUCGGUUAGCGUGAAUAACCCAGCAGCGGCAGCUACAUAAUAAUAUACGAUAGCUUUGCUGGAAACUUACAAAGGCCCAAAAUUGAUGGAGUGACCGGCUAAACCUCAGAUCUUCCACAACAAUGGCGGUCUUUGUACUCUGAAGCUGGCACAUGUGGAUGCCAAAAGCAUAAUGUGGCAUGUGGAGGACUCGUGCAUGGUAAUGCUUUGUUGGAGAUCUACAAUGCCGAAUGCGUCUACGGUAC